Messenger RNA from Lachancea meyersii CBS 8951, 909 nucleotides. The record is from the annotation of a GenBank genome assembly. Lineage: Eukaryota; Fungi; Ascomycota; Saccharomycetes; Saccharomycetales; Saccharomycetaceae.
AUGUCGUCUUUGACCUUCACAUCGCAGAGAAGCGAAAGAAAAAGCUAUGGACUGCCCAAACCGGUGCCAGCGUAUUUCCCCACGUCCAAAAAAUCCAUUUUGAUCCCAAACUUCGAGCUCUACGAUGCGAUCAAACAGGCGCCUCGAGGGCUAGUCGCGACACACGAGGUGCCAAUCCGGUCUGGGAAAGCUUGGAAAGCGUCCAAGGGCUCCAUUGUGCGGAUCUCUACGCCUGAGGGCCCUCAGGUGUGCGACUUCAACUGCUGGGAAGCGAAUUCCGGUUUCAAAGAACACAUGUGGGCGUCUCGAACCCGCCAGCUGCAUUCUUCACAUGUCUCUGUCUACGACAAGCUGUGGUCGAAUCUGCCAUACCUCAGGCCCUUGGUCACCAUUAUCGACGACACACUGGCUGACUACGGCCCUGAUGAGCACGGCGGCCGCGUGUACGAUCUUUUGGGAACUCGUUGCGACCCGUAUGUCGACAAGCUGCUGAGCGGCGAGGACGUCGAUUUCCACUGUCAUUCCAACCUGUACCGGGCCAUUCGCGAGUUCGGCGGCGAGGAAGAGAACGUGCACGACGUGCUGAACAUUUUUCAAUCGACAGGGCUCAAUGAGCACGGUCAGUACUUUAUGGAAACGUGUCCUGCGAAAGCGGGCGACUAUUUUGAGUUUUUCUGCGAGGUUGACCUCAUAUGCGCCAUCUCGGCCUGCCCCGGCGGUGAUCUCUCGAAUUGGGGGUGGGGCGAGGGCGCCGAAGACCCAGAGGGCAGAAACGCUGGCGACAUGACAUCCGUGUGUCGUCCUUUGAAAGUGGAGGUCUUUGAGCUAAACGACUCGGCCACAGUGCUGGCAAAAUGGAAAUCUCCAGAACCUGUCAAAUACAAAGGAAACCAUGGCAUUACAAAAUAA